Messenger RNA from Colletotrichum orchidophilum, 1377 nucleotides. RefSeq names its product hydroxymethylglutaryl-CoA synthase. The transcript has 5 exons. Gene Ontology annotation, biological process: ergosterol biosynthetic process; acetyl-CoA metabolic process. The coding region runs from base 1 to 1377 and encodes 458 amino acids. Gene Ontology annotation, molecular function: hydroxymethylglutaryl-CoA synthase activity. The record is from RefSeq and is a predicted model, not a curated record. Lineage: Eukaryota; Fungi; Ascomycota; Sordariomycetes; Glomerellales; Glomerellaceae.
AUGGCGUACCCUAACAAUGUUGGCAUCAAGGCCAUGGAGAUCUACGUCCCCGGACAGGCUUUGGACCAGUCGCUUUUUGAACAAUAUCAGGGCGUUUCGGCUGGAAAAUACACUAUCGGCUUGGGUCUUAAGUACAUGAACUUCUGCAAUGACCGUGAAGAUGCGUCUUCCCUUGCUCUCACGGCAGUGUCCUCUCUCCUGAAGAAGUACAACAUCGACCCCAAGACCAUCGGCCGCCUAGAGGUCGGCACGGAGUCCCUGAUCGAUAAGGCAAAGUCCAUCAAGACUGUGCUGACCCAGCUCUUCGAGCCUGCCGGCAAUACGAGCCUAGAGGGUGUCGACACCAUCAACGCGUGCUACGGGGGCACGAGUGCUCUUUUCAAUGCCGUCAACUGGGUCGAGUCUCGCUCAUGGGAUGGCCGCGACGCAAUCGUGGUGGCCUCGGACAUUGCGCUCUAUAAGGAGGCCUCGUCCCGGCCGACCGGCGGCGCCGGCUGUGUCGCCAUGCUCGUGGGCCCUGACGCGGUGCUCUCUCUGGAUCCAGCGCUCAAGGGCACCUUCAUGACCCACGCCUACGACUUCUAUAAGCCCGACCUCAAGGCAGAGUUCCCCAUAGUCAACGGGCACGAGUCUCUCCAAUGUUACACCUCGGCGCUGGAUGGCUGCUAUAACCGUCUCCGGGAAAGAAUCGAGGAGGCCAACGUGAAGGCGAACGGCCACGGCCACGGCCCCAAGACUGAUACACGCAACCUACUGGACAUCUUCGACUAUAUGGCCUUCCACACCCCUAACUGCAAGCUUGUCAGUAAGUCUUAUGGACGUUUACUGUACAACGACUACAAGCUGGGUGGUGACCUGGACACGUGGGGUAAGGUCCCCACUGAGCUACGCGAGCUGAGCUACGAGGAGUCCUUGAAAAGUAAAGAGCUGGAGAAACUUUUUGUGACCCUGUCCAAGGAUCGUUUCAAGUUGCGAGUUGAGCCGUGUAUUGCCGCCCCUUCGCAAUGCGGCAACAUGUAUACGGCUAGUCUGUACUGCUCCCUCAUCAGUUUGAUCAGCAAUAUCGACCUGAAGGAUUCAGUGGGAAAGACAAUUGGCAUGUUCAGCUACGGCAGCGGAAUCGCCAGUACUCUAUUUGCGCUCAAGGUCACAGGUGAUCUUACCGAACUGGUCCAAAAGAUUGAUCUCAUGAACCGAUUGAAUCAGCGCAAGAUCGCAACUCCUAAAGAAUAUGAAGAGGCUUGCGCCCUCAGAUUGAAGGCUUAUGGCGCCAGGAACUUUGAGCCUACUGGAAGCAUCGAGGACAUGGCUCCGGGCACACACUAUCUGAAGGGAAUCGAUGAGGCGUAUCGGAGGACGUAUGCCGUGAAGGAGUAG